This is a messenger RNA of Geodia barretti, 395 nucleotides long. The record is from the annotation of a GenBank genome assembly. Lineage: Eukaryota; Metazoa; Porifera; Demospongiae; Tetractinellida; Geodiidae.
UUGUUGAAAUGUAUGUAGGUACAAGUGGUUUCACUUACAAUGGUGGGGGAGUCCAGAAUGAACUGGGCUGGAGAGACAGCGGUGGAGAUACACUCGCUGGAGCUCUGGACCCAUCUCCCUGGUUGAGAGCUGUCGAGACACUGAGACCUCCGAGAACACUUGUCCUCCACUGUACACCAGCCACACAGAGGAAAUGAGUCUUCCUCUGUGCACUCCACACAUGACGAUGACUCUGAGCACGUCUCCAGAGGGUACAGAAAGACCUAUGACACAUGAUAAAGAUGAAUAGUUGCAGUAAAUGCCAAUGUCUUGCACUGAUGGGACAUUAUCAAUUGUUUGCAACAGAGAACCAGUUGGGUUAUUGGUAUCUGUUGUUUUUACUUCAUACUGCAUUG